AUGAACGCGACGGCGACCUACACAGGUGCAACGAGCACCUUGGCUGGAAUUAUGAGCCUCGAGUCGGAUAAAACGAACAACUUCUUGGACAAUGACCUUGACAUUUCACCGGUCACUUUGUCCUCGGCAUGGUCCAGGGUAGCAAGACUCCUGUUGUUGACCUCUAUGUCUGUCGGAGGCAGCGUGGGAAAUGUCUUCAUGAUCUCUGCGGUGGUUGUUGAGAACCAACUUAAAAAACGAGGGAACGCGUUCCUAGUGAACGUUGCAUUGGCAGAUCUAUUAGUCACAGGCGUCGUGAUACCAGUAUCAGUGAUCGUGAUCCUGGCAGGACACGAAGAGUCAUUAAGCACAUGCCGAUUCGAAUGUACUCUAGAGGCCCUCUGCUUCCUGGUCACGGUAUUAACGUUGACCACUAUUGCUGCAGAAAAUUAUACUCGUUUGUACCUACCACCCGAAAGGUACGCCGUGUUGACGACAUGCCGAGUGACAGCGGUGAUCAUCAGCGUUUGGCUGAUAUCCGUGAUGACGGUAGCCCUGCAAUCAUCGUUGGACGUUGGACCAGACUUCUGUCGCCGUCGAUUCAGCGGUAUAGCCAUGGAGCAGAUAAUCGGGGCUGCGAUUCUAGUAGGUUUGCCGACUGUAAUGACGGUCUGCCUAUACGUGAAGCUCGUGAUUCGCGUUCGACACGCCACCAGGGGUUCGUACAAGCCCCCAGUCACCUUCUCUUGGGACUACGAGCUGGCCAAGGCGAACAUGUACAGCUGCGUGAUGUUCGUGAUAUUCUGGCUACCAUUCGGCAUCACUGUGUGCGUUAACUCCUUCCAACCGAUAAGCGCUCGUAUUUUCUAUAACGUGGCCUGGUUCGCCCUCUCCAAAUCCUGCUUCAACAAUCUACUUUAUUGCGUGGCAGACCGACAUUUUCGCAGCGCUUACGUCAAGCUUUUCCAUUACUGUUGCUGCAAGACCACGGUGAGUUUCUCGAGGAGACCACGGAGGGAAGAAGGGCGAAACGCCAGCGAUGGACGUCUGAAAGUUCAUAUUAUGCAUUGCUAUGCAAGCCCAAGCCCUAUCGGCAGGUCCUAUUGGUCACACGAAGAAAGAGCUAAGAGACGCGAGGUUUAUGAGCUCUAA
Molecule: messenger RNA, 1131 nt
Organism: Eufriesea mexicana
Lineage: Eukaryota; Metazoa; Arthropoda; Insecta; Hymenoptera; Apidae
Product: neuropeptide Y receptor
Exons: 3
Coding region: 1-1131 (376 amino acids)
Biological process (GO): G protein-coupled receptor signaling pathway
Cellular component (GO): membrane
Molecular function (GO): G protein-coupled receptor activity
Source: RefSeq, a predicted model, not a curated record